Sebastes umbrosus (honeycomb rockfish) is the source of this 2072-nucleotide messenger RNA. RefSeq names its product cytoskeleton-associated protein 2. The transcript is spliced from 7 exons. Bases 125 to 1906 code for a protein of 593 amino acids. Gene Ontology annotation, biological process: negative regulation of microtubule depolymerization. The record is from RefSeq and is a predicted model, not a curated record. Gene Ontology annotation, cellular component: microtubule cytoskeleton. NCBI's taxonomy places the organism in Eukaryota, Metazoa, Chordata, Actinopteri, Perciformes, Sebastidae.
CUGCAGGGUGGGAAGCGGUGGAUUCUGCUCCUGAGUUGAGCCGUUUCGGAUGAGAUUUCUCUCCGUAUUGUAACUUACAACAAAAGACAACAGCAGGAACAUCUUCGUUGAUUUCAGCUUCAUAAUGGACAACGUUGCAGUUUCAAGACGUAACCACGUCUAUAAGAAAGGAAACAAGGAAAACACUCAGCCUGCACUUGGAAGCAAGUCCUUAAUAGGAAGAGAUAAAACGUCUGUUAAUCCCUUCCAACUGACAAACAACAAAAAAGAGGAAACCGUGGCAAAAAAUGGUCUUCUUAAAGCCAAGGUGGACACAAGGUCAGCGUCUGGUGAGGCUCUGAAAGGGGUGCAGAAAGAUGGGAAAGGAGCUGCUGCUGCUGAUGUCAAACUACGACAAACACAUAGCCGGGCCUUCCUCACCGAACAGGCUGUGAGACACAAAAAAAUAGUUGCAGAAGCUCCAAAGCCACCAGCUGCUGCGCCGUCCUCAAAGUCUGCUCCCGGCAUGUACAAAGGCAAGAUUGUCCAGUCAAAAAUUGGUUCCAUUUGGAAGGCGACUGCCGCCGUGGGCGAGGCAGAUCCCAAAACAGAGGGUCAAAGGGUCGGGCAUGUGCCGAAAAGCCGGUCCAAAUCUGUUGUUGACCUGCCCAAGUACAGCACACAGAAACCUGCGCCGACAAGGUCCAAGUCGGUGAUGGAUAGACCUGCUCAGGUGUCCAAGCCUGCAGUCAACAGCCGUCCUCCUGCUGGGUUCCGCUCUGCUCGUCCUCCUACCAGGACCAUCCCAGCAACACUCGCCAGUACCAGCUCCAGAAACACUAAAGCAGCUCCCACCAAGGGAAGUGGGACUCAGAAGUCAAAGCCAAAGGUUCCAGUGACAGACACAAAGGUCAACAAACCUCCUGUCACAAGUUCCCUCAGUCAGUACAGACUCACCAUGGAGACUGCUGAGGAAAGGAGAGCGAAACUGGCCGAUUGGCUCGCCUCCAAGGGCAAGAGUUUCAAAAGACCGGCCCUGACGACAGCAGAACCCUCUAGAACCAAAGUCUCUGCAAAACCUGAAGCUGUUUUCGAUCCACAACGUCAGUCUCAUGUUGGAGCUCAGCCAGCCGCACAGCACAACCCUGAACCUGAACCCAGACUGGAAGCCCACAAGCCAGACUCUGCUGCUGCUACUACUGCUGCUCACUGUGCAGACACCCAGGGAGCAGCGUUGACAACGCACGGCCGAACUCCAGUCAUCAUGAACACCAGUCUGGACCUGCUGGAAAUCUCUGAUGUUGACCCACAGGACAGCGUGCAUGAUAUUGUUGUGAACCUGUGUGACAUUUUGGAGGCCAUGGCGACGCCCUCUAGAUGUGAUGAGCUUUCUCAGGCGACAGAUGUGUGCAGUGAAAUGGAGGACAGCAAACCAAAGUAUGAAUGUAAAGAAGAGGAGCUGAAGAAGGAAAUGCCUGAUGAUGUUGGCAAGCAGCAAAAGGUUGAGCAAGUAAAGGAUGGAGCAGAAGAAAGUGAUGACCAGAAAGUGGAGACGGAUGAGGAAGUAGAAAGUGAUGAGGUGUGUGUGAUGGAGACCACGCCACCAAUGGAGGAUGCUUCAGUAAUUAAGUACAGCGUAAGGACUACGCCAUACCUGCAAAGUGUCAAGAAGACAAUCGAAGAGGAGGCCAGCACGCAUAGCUCCAGGAGAAAGGGCAACAUCAAAGAUCUGAAGUUUCUGACACCGGUGCGCCGUUCCUGCCGCAUCGAGCGAAAAUCCUCCCGCCUGCCGGCGAUGCUGGUCGAUCCUGAUCCCUGCGUGUCGUCGCUGGCUGAGCUGUUGAAGCUGGACGAUGAUCCCAAUGCCUACAUCUACAGAAAAAACCAUGCACUUGUGGAAGAUCUGCCAGACCAGAGCAGACUGUGAGGAGCUCUGGAAAUGUGAUGUUUUAAAAAAUAUAUAUAUUGGACUGGUUCUAAUGGACACUUUAUACUGAUACUUCUAAAAUGAUCUUUACUAAUAAUUAAAGUGAAUUUUUAUUGCUGUUUUCAGAUUGGGAGGAAAACAUUAUUCUUCUCUAGUUAUUCUUUAC